GGUCGUUGCCAGGGUAACGAGAAGACGGCGAAGGUGUUCAGGAUCCGGGACCGAGGGGGAAGCUCGAGACCCUGAAGUGAAGAGGGUCGGCGGCGGCGCCUUUGCCUCGUUCGUGACCCAGAGCUAGAAUGGCCAGCAGCCCAGGAGGUCACGCAUCUGUCUCCAGUCAGAAAUCGACACUUUGGGAAUGUUCUCGACCGAAGAAAUUACAGGUCACUGAAGAGGAGUUGUUUUACAUGAAUUGUAGAGCUGCCUAUCUAACUGUUUUUAAAAGCAGUUUAGAAAGUAUUAUGUCAAGAGAUCAACUUUGCCUAGUACUUCAGAAGGCAGGAAGAAAUCCAUCCCAAAAGACGAUUGAUAAGUACUGGACUCCUCAAACUGCUAAGCUGAAUUUUGACGAUUUUUGUGCAAUUUUAAAAAAGGAAAAACCUACUUCAAAAUCAGAACUGUUAAAAGCGUUUAAGAAAAUAGAUGUAAAUAAUGAUGGCUAUAUUUUACACACUGACCUCUAUAAAAUUCUUACAAAGAGAGGUGAGAAAAUGACACCAGAGGAAAUGAAUGCUAUAAUAAACUUGGCUGAUAUAAAUGUUGAUGGCAAACUUGACUAUAUUAAGUUUUGUAAAUUAUACGUGGCAACCAAUGAGCAGUGUCUCAAGACUGCAUUAGAAAAACUGGAAAUUGAUAGUAAAGUGAGGCUUCAGCAAUUAGGAAGUCACCCGGAAGCAUCUCCUGAGAGUGGCGUAUCCCCGAGAAUCCCAAGGAGUGUUGGUCAGGAAACCAUGCUCAAUAGAGGGGAUGGCCGGAAUUCUUCUGUACAGUUACCAGCUCGAAAGCACAAAUCAUCUGUUUCUUUCAGUAUCAGCAUGGGGGCUAACAGCUGUAGAAACGCAAAGCUUCUGGAGCCAAACUCAGUAAAGGAAUGGCAGUGUGCACAGUCAAAGGGCUGUUUCUUCUUGGAAGAAAAUGGCGAGAUUGUCAGUCAUCAGUACAAGAUCCAUCUAGCCCAGAGAUCCACAGUCUAUCUUACGAUUAGACCUCUGAAGCUGAGUCAAGAAGAAGGAUUAUUACCUCAUUGGUUGCCAGUGGACACUGCCUUGUAUCUUCUCAAGGAAAGUGAAGGUCCGGCGAAUCUGCAGCUUGUGUGUUUUACUGAAUUGCGGAAUAGAGAAAUGUAUGGAUGGAGUGGUGAAUUAGGAUCAGGACUUUAUUAUUUAAUUCCUUUCACAACUGGCUGUUGGCUGAAGAAGGAGAAAAAACACAUUACGGAAGAAGCCAAGCUUGUGUGCAGAGGUGAAAAGGGAGAGUUGUUUCUUACAAAGAAAUUUAGAUCUGCUUUAUCAGACAUAUUUGAUAUAAUUGAUUUAGAUGGAAAUGGGCUUAUUAGCCUUGACGAAUAUAACUUUUUUGAACUGAGGACAAGUGGUGAGAAAUGUGAUGAAGAUGCCUGGUCUAUCUGCAAGGAGAAUUUUGAUACAAAGAAGAACGAACUAACGAAGCAAGGAUUUAUGGAUCUCAAUCUAAUGGAAGCCAAUGAUCGAGAAGGAGAUCCGAGUGACCUCUGGGUGACUCUGCAGUCAAUGGGCUACAACAAAGCCCUGGAGAUGGUAGAGGCAUGCCCAUUCGUCAUUGACAUCUACACGGAGAAAUGCCGGCCCAGGAUUAAGGCCGUCCACCUGGGGUCCGGCGGCCUUCCUUUUGAGAAAGCCCUUUGCCAGUCUGUUAUUGACAAAGGCGACGCCAAAGCCAUGGACAGCCAGGAGAAUGUCUUCCUCCAUACCUACAAAAGCGAUUUCCGGAUCACGUCAGUUCUUGAAAAUAAGUCAGAGAAUAAAGUGGUCAUUCAUGUCAACAAUGAGCUAAGUAAAAACUGUGUAAAUAACAGAAGUCUCAGCAUUUUCGCCGUGGAGCUGGCGCCAAAGUCCACGACGGUUUGUCAGCACGUGAUGCCUAUGAAUGAGCGACAAGAAUGGGUCUAUAAUUGUGUGUAUUCACUCGUGUCCUGAGGCUGGCGUGGACGGUGACUCCUCUGACACUGCCCGACCACGAUGGGCAACUCCAGGCUAACUCUGUUCUCUGUUGACCGGUCAAGUCGUGACGUGACGAAUGUGCGCUUCUCUGGCGUCAUCUCCCUUUCAGCUGUUGUGUAUUGUUGAUUACAAUAUGUGUGUGUGUGAUACAUUGCAGUGUGUUCCAUUUUCCUCAUUUGGGGAGUAAAUCCAGGGCAUCUUUUGCUUAAUACUUUCUUCCUGAUUGUAUUAACAUCAACCAAUUGUAAAUAAGCCUUUGCCACAGCACCAUUAAAUGAUUUACAUAAAAUAUCA
Vombatus ursinus (common wombat) is the source of this 2321-nucleotide messenger RNA. It is a transcript of the gene EFCAB7, whose product is annotated as EF-hand calcium binding domain 7. Gene Ontology annotation, molecular function: calcium ion binding. The record is from RefSeq and is a predicted model, not a curated record. The transcript has 14 exons. The coding region runs from base 129 to 2003 and encodes 624 amino acids. NCBI's taxonomy places the organism in Eukaryota, Metazoa, Chordata, Mammalia, Diprotodontia, Vombatidae.